Molecule: messenger RNA, 745 nt
Organism: Vigna radiata var. radiata (mung bean)
Lineage: Eukaryota; Viridiplantae; Streptophyta; Magnoliopsida; Fabales; Fabaceae
Product: zinc-finger homeodomain protein 5-like
Exons: 1
Coding region: 24-596 (190 amino acids)
Biological process (GO): regulation of DNA-templated transcription; regulation of developmental process
Cellular component (GO): nucleus
Molecular function (GO): DNA-binding transcription factor activity; transcription cis-regulatory region binding
Source: RefSeq, a predicted model, not a curated record
UUAACACAAAAAUCACCAUCGCCAUGUCAAGCAUCAAUACCAGCAGUUUCACCAACCAAGUAGAAGAAAGCGAUGAGGAAGAUGUUGGGUACAUGGAGUGUCGUCGCAACCAUGCAGUAGCCAUGGGAGGAGCUUGCUAUGAUGGAUGCAAUGAGUAUAUGAAACCAGACGCUGAGCGAAACUCCCAGGACAGUUUCCUCUGUGCAUGUUGUGGUUGUCACCGCAACUUUCACCGCAAAUACAAUCCCCUGCAGCAAACUGAAACACAGAGUGAUUAUGUUCUUGAUAUAGUUCCUUUUUCAGGCACGCUUCAGGCAGAAAGGCCUACCAACAACAGCAACAGCAACCCAGAGCCAUUGCAGCAAGUAAGGCCACUGAGGAGGAAGAGGACGACCUUCUCGGUGGAGCAGAAGAACCAAAUGAGAAGGUUUGCUGAUAUUUUGGGCUGGAAACCUCACAAGGGUAACAGAGAGGAGAUUCAACGUUUCUGCACUGACAUGGGCAUAAGCCGCAAGAUCUUCGUGGUGUGGCUCAACAACAAUCGUCACCGUGCAACUCAAACUUCCACCCAGACAUCUCAUCCAUCAACCCCUUGAUGCUCGCUGGAUCCGUCUUGGCACUUAGCAUUAAAUAAGGAUUUCCCAUGCGUUCUUCAAAGCUUGGGAUUUAGUGUUGUAUGAGUGUGAUCAGAAUGUGUUUGUUGAGAGUUUGAUCUUAUGUUUUUCUUCUGUAACUUUGUUUUUGU